CGAAGUGUUUUAUGGCCCACUUUGCCACAAAAUAGAACGUCUUUACUCAUACUACAUGUUUAGCGAAAAUGUCAACAUCUCCUGCACAGAAGUCAAUGGAAAAACUUGUAGAGAUUGUUAAAGAUGUAGAAAAGAAUUAUAAAAGUCUAAAUGAAGAAUGGUCAGAGUUUAAACAGAAUGAAAAUAAACAGAGAAAGACGCCAGUUAACAUACCUUACACAGUUUAUGAAAAAGACAAAGAUUUUAUUUUAAUUCAUAAAAACGAUUUGGCGCGAUUGGCUACAGAAAUAGCCCAGUUAAAAGAGAACCUACCCAAGGUACUGAAUAGAAAGUUUAUAACAUCUAUUGGGCGAUUUGAUUCCAUAGAAGAAGAAGUAGAAAGUGUGAGGAAAGGCCAGAAACUGCUGGAAUUAGAAAGUCAUCAUUGGAAAGCCAGAUGUGAAACAGCUGUAUCAGAAUGUCAGAUUGAAAAACAGGAAACCCUACAGUUGCGAUGUGAUCUACAGAAUUUAAGUCAACAACUAAGUCAACAGUCGGAUUAUUGUUCCAGUUUAGGAGCAGCAUGUUGUACGUUAUUGUGGAGAGUGUCCAGAAAAGAGGAAGGCAUUGAAGCUAUUUUGGGUGGGAGUAAAGUUGAUGAGUUUUUUUGUAUUGUAUCGAGUACAUUAGAUGGGUAUUUGGCAGCGUAUAAAGAUGACUGGCCCAUUGAACCUUCAGAUGAAACCAACUUUAUACUUGCUCUUUGUGGCACAGUUACAAAUGUAGCCGCCUCAGCGUAUGGCAGAAAUUUCCUGAUUACAAAUCAACAUGGCCGACAACUAAUUGAUACAUUUACUGUCUUUCUAGCAGAAGCUCCCGUUAAAAAGAGUGCGGUCUUGAAAAAUUUGAUAUUAAUGUGCGUGUAUAACAUCAGUAUAAACCAGAAAGGCUUGAAAUAUCUAUGUAGUAAACCAGAUAUCAUGUCUCUCUUAGCCUGGCAUCUUCAAGAAGAAACAGACAGUGAGAAUCGUCUGAAUACACUCAGGAUUAUCCAGUCUCUCAUAUCUGAUGAAGAUAAUAUAAAUAUAGUUCAUCAACUACGUGAGCUGUUACCUGCUACCUACUUGCAGCAAUUAGCAGUGGACCGAGACAAGAACAUCCAGGAUAUAGCAUUAGAAAUAGUCAUGGAUCUUCGAAAUAUUUCCAAUGAAUCAUGA
Messenger RNA from Patella vulgata (common limpet), 1196 nucleotides. Its product is annotated as heat shock factor 2-binding protein. Bases 69 to 1196 code for a protein of 375 amino acids. Lineage: Eukaryota; Metazoa; Mollusca; Gastropoda; Patellidae. Gene Ontology annotation, cellular component: cytosol. The record is from RefSeq and is a predicted model, not a curated record. The transcript is spliced from 10 exons.